This is a messenger RNA of Xyrichtys novacula (pearly razorfish), 28947 nucleotides long. The record is from the annotation of a GenBank genome assembly. NCBI's taxonomy places the organism in Eukaryota, Metazoa, Chordata, Actinopteri, Labriformes, Labridae.
AGCGGAGGCAGCAGGGCGUUUCUAAAUAAUAACCGCUGGUACAGCAAAGGGGAGGGGACGAACCUUCACUAAACAUGGAAGGCAAUAGAGAAAGCCAAGUUGCACAUUGAAUGUCUAAAUAUCUGCCUUUUGAAGAGAAGACCAGACAAGGUAAAUAUCAAACCUCCUUCACUCUGAUUCCGAUGUAGAGUUUGUGCUUCACUAUGUGGGAGGGUUUCAAACUGGAGAGCUAGACUGAAAAACCUCCUGACAUGACAGACCCAACUUUUUUUCUUUACAUGAAGACGGAAUGAAGUUUGUCGGCUGCUCUGUUGCGAAAAUUGUAACCAGUCGAGUGAAGAAACUCCUCUCUGAGAACAGUCUCUGCAAAGUUUGGCAACACCACACGGUUAUUUGUUGAGCUAAACCCCCCCGAUAGAGCUCGGCUUUCUCUCUCCUCCAUGUAUGCGGAUGUUUUCUUUGCAAAAACGGGGGUGGACGGGGUGUUUUACCCAGCUGUUCGUGUUGGUCAACUUGUGAAAGUUGCGCUUUGACAGCCGGACCUCCUCCCUGGGACCGCACCUACAAUCAGGACUGCAUGCUUAUCUGACUGAGACAUAUGUGCGUCUGAAAAUGUUACAUGCACGAAGCUCAGAUGACCCGAAAUGCUCUGUUACCAACCCGUUUGAAGGGAAUGAUCGCUAUCUUCAUGCACAACCUGUUUUCAAGCUGAAUUCUGAUUUAGAUCUCCGCAAGAGUCCGAGUUAAUAAUGCCCACAUCAGACACUCUGAGUGUCCCAUUGCAAUGCAGGUCUAUUUUCUCCAUGAGUUUAUAGCAAACGCUUUGGAUAUUUCAUUUCACAGUGUUUGGAAUAUGAACCCAGCAUGCAGAAAUACACUAGACCACACACACACCCACAGGAGUUAGAAGAAUCAGACAGUCUGAACCUUCAUGAUGUGCAUUUUGGACGCAGACAUGCAUCAGCAGAAAUAAGCAGAAGUUACAGUAGAAUAUUGAUGAUUGUGUGAGUUUGACAUCUUUGUAUGACUUGUACAAACUCUCAUGACACUAUCUUUAUCCUUUAUGAUGAUGUUUUGCCAUUAUAUCUUUGACAAAUGCACAUACAUAUGCUCUACUCUUCCUCAAAUCCUCAGAAGUCCAUUUUCAUGAAUACACUAGUGCUGUUAGUCUGUCACAGUUCUUUGUUAUGUGUCUGGACAAGCCGUCUGCAGCUCGUCACUUCUCUUAAAUGUCACUACCUGCACUGAGGUGGAGGAUUUCCGUGUGUGUGGGUGUGUGAGUGUGUGUUUGUGUGUCUAAAGGGGAGGGGGGGCUGUCUAAGUGUAUUUCACAUGCAUGCAGGAGGAAAUGAAAUAUUCAUCAUAACCAGAUUGGUCUCACAUGGGGCAGGAUGCACCCCGAAAACACCGAGCAGAGAUGAGAGGAAAGGAAAACGUCAAAUGGUUUUUGCAUGUGUGCAUUUUUACAGCGAUGCUAGCGAAUUUAUUUUGACUUCAUAUACUCUGAGAUGAUCUAAUUUUAGACUAUGACUAAAACAACAACAACAGUACAGGAUUACAGUACACUGGGGUGAUAGUAUUUAAAGCUCCUGUGAGGAACUUUUGGGUUGUGCCAAUUUUAGCGCCCUCUGUGGACAAAGUAGUCUUUGCUUUGUUUCUUGAGCUGAUCGGCUGACACCUACCCCCUCACCUACCCCAACCACCAGGCCCCGGUCUAGUACCGAUCUGUGGAUCAAUAAGUACUGGGCCGCAAAUUAAAAAAAAAAAAAGAUGUUUGAUGAUUUUUUUUUCCUUUUCAUCCAUCCUCCCAAUAUUUUAUUUUGAAAGACCACCACUUCCUCCAUCGCCUCACUUUCGCGCUUGACUCUUCGGGUCAUUUUCCUGCAGCGUAGUGUAAUGAAAAGUGCCUAAUAUAAAAUGUAAUUGUUGUAUUCAGAUUACAUACUAUGAACUGAUUAUGGUUUUUGUUAUUGGAACCUCUGCGCCCCUACCCGGUCCUUGGAAAAAGUUUCCUGCAUGAAACUGGUCCCUGGUACAAAAAGGUUGGGGACCACUGUAUAAAAACCCUCUGGCUUGUUGCUGAUGGUCUUUUUUGCUUUUGUUUAUCAUAAUAAGGCUUUUAUAUGAAUUUUGGUCAAUUUGAUAACGCCCAAAAAACUCCCCAAUGGAGCUUUAAGUGUAAAUCAAACUUUUGGUAAUCUGUAGAUCGCUUAUAAAUCAAUUUUUCAAAUCAACUUACAAUGCAAAAUAUUUAAUAAACAAAACAGAAAAGGUCCCAUAUAUAUGAUACGUAGAGGCACAAAGUUAUCAGAAUAUCGGGUGCAUCUAUGGUCUAAUUUAUGGACUAAUUUUUUGGGACAUACUGUUGCUAAUAUUCUUAGUUUUGGCCCAUAAUAAUACAAACUGUUAGACCUUUAAUGAUAAAAAGUGUAAACAUAAGUUAGUGUUGUGUCAUUCGCGAAUGAUUGGUUCAAAAGAACCGAAUCUUUUAAGUCAACGUACUGAACUGAAUUACUUCCUCAAUUGAUUCGUUCGACCAGCAGCUGGCGAACAAGAGACCACCUGCACCAACGCCUGAAUCACUUGGUGAACGAAUCACUCAUUGAACUUCACUCUCUGGAAUCAUUUUUGUCGGACAAAACUAACAUUUUCUUUUACUGCUAAAUUGCCACCACAACAACUUUCAUACAAUAGGACACAGCAUGUAACAAGUAGUGCAUCAAACCCGCAGCAUGCUAAAUGAUUCGGUGAUUUCGUCUUUUGAACGAAUCUUUUUAGUGAACUGAUUCUAGUGAUUCAGUACGUCUAAAAGAACUACCAUGCCCAUCACUAACAUGAGUAGCUAUAUCAGUAUUUAAGCUAGCUAGUAUGAUAAAAUGUAUCAGAAAUUUAUGGAUUAGAUAAAAUAAAUCAAAUUUCGUAAAGAAGAGUACAAUCUCGCUAACAGACAUUGCUAGCUCGCUGUAGUUUCUUCAAGUUUCGUAGGCCUGUCACGUUUUGUUUUUGUCACGUACCAAAAACAAACAAACAAAAAAAUGUAUUUAGAGUUUUGAGCCCAAUGUAGGAGUAAAAAAUUAGGCCUAUUUGUUCAUGUUUGUAGUUUUACCUCAACAGGUUUUGACAGAUGUAGAAACCUGUUGUAGUCGCUACAUGUUUCGUCUCUGGCUCUGAUAGCUGGAACAUUUUUCUCUCUGUGAACCGGGUCGUUUUUAUGGGUGUGGUUGACGGUGAGCAGUGGAAACAGUAACAGGUUUAUUUUUUUUUCUGCUCUCUGUUCGCCAAUAAGAGCCAGACUCUUCUCUACUCCUGCUGCGACCGCUUGGGACUCGAAACAGGAAGAGUGUUUGCUCCGGAUAGAGGAGAGUUGUAGCAAAGAAAAAAAAAGAGAGAGAGAGAGAGAGAGAGUGCUGUAAGACAUAAACAAAGAGAUGAUGUUAUAAAUAAACCGUGGAAGUAGCAGAGCGAGUAGCUACGACAAAGACGGGCAAACUCGAAUGAACUCUUCAGGAAGCUCCAGAUCUGUCAAGAGCUUCAGUGGCUCUAAUGACAGUUUACACUUCCUCGUCCUGGGCUCUGCUUAAUUAAAGAGUCAGAGAGAGAGAGAGAGAGAGAGAGAGAGAGAGAGAGAGAGAGAGAGAGAGAGAGAGAGAGAGAGAGAGAGAGAGAGAGAGAGAGAGAGAGAGAGAGAGAGAGAGAGAGAGAGAGAGAGAGAGAGAGAGAGAGAGAGAGAGAGAGAGAGAGAGAGAGAGAGAGAGAGAGAGAGAGCUUUUGCUUGUUGCUGCUUUCAUUGUGCAUCAGUCCUCACAGUAAACCACACUUUGUGGCAGCCUCCUGCAUGUAAAAUACACCGACCCCCGCUUUGUAAAACGCCUUUGUGAUUAAACAUUGACUCUGAUGCGUCUCUGACUGACACUCAGCGGUAAAAGUAGCGCCGAUAUGCCCGUUGUGACUAAUCCCUUAGCUAUGCGUAGCGAGCACGUGUGUAUAUGGUUGACUGGAAAGAAGUAGGGAGUGUCCACCUGCCUUUAAAACCCGUUACAGUUGCUGCUUUUGUAUGUUCAGUACAAACAGGUAUAGAAUUAUCUAUGGACUUGUUACUCUGCAUACUUCUGCUCUGCUGUGUCUUACUUUCGGCUUCUUUCUUUCAGGGUUUAUGUGCUGGUGGGCCAAAGAAACGACAGAAACCCCACACUCCUGUUGGCGUCUUCCACCUGGACGGAAAAUACCAACAAACUGAGAUUGUUCAGACAAAAUCUGACCAGAUUUUGAGACCCUGUUGUUGGAUUUGAGGCAUCCAGCUACUCUAGAGCCACAAGAUCCUGUCAAUAUUUGGCAGCUUCUAAAUGGCCACAGAUUUUACGUUCUGAUUUUGUCUCUAAAGCUUUUACGACUUUCUCCGAGAGUUAACUUGAGGCUGCAGUCGGUCAAAGUUGUCCCAUAAGUUAUUGAAACAUCUCUUCAUCUUUCUGUAACAUCCAACAAAAAGUGACGUCCACCCCACGCUCUUAAGUCCACCACCUCAGGAUGGAGUCGCACAUUUACUCGGCGACAGGCAUGGCUGCCAGGCUGAGGAGCCAAUGGGAUCGAGACGACGGUCUGGGGCAGAACCACAACGCUGUGAAGUUCCUGGGUCAGGACUUUGCUUCCCUCAGAGCCCAGUGCGCCCAGAGCGGGAGGCUGUUUGAGGAUAGUUUGUUCCCUUGCGCUGCGUCGUCUUUGGGAUUCAACGAGCUCGGACCAAGAUCGUCCAAGACCUACGGAGUGCGCUGGAUGAGGCCCACGGUAAGAGAGAAAAGGGGUGGGAUUGAAAAAGUCUUUGGGUGAAAAUUUUUCUCCACAAGACUGAUGUAGCGACUCCACAGACCAACCUUGUCGCUUGAAAGGAAAGUUGAGGGUCGCUUUCUCCAUAGACAAUCAUGAGGCUAAGAAUGCACUUUCAUGGUGUUUAAUGAUACAUCUGCUAAAACGGUCACACACACAGGACUCCUUUUGGUAACCCGUACGUUACCACAGCAACCACAAACACCACGUGACUCAAACAGACUUAUUACCUUAUGGCCCCUACAACUUAGCCUGGCUCGGCCAUCCAGUUGCGUGAAUCACUUGCCGUUCCUUCCCACAACAGUCUGGACUUCGGCCAAUUGGGAGCCCUAAAAGUGGGCGGGACUACUUUCCUUGAUAGACAGACUACUGUAACCAAUCAUCUGACGUCAUCACAGUGCACAACUGUGUUCCCUGCUGGGCUCUCAAGCAUCAGGUAAUGGCUUGGUAAUAUUUCAACGUGUGCGAGCAAACAAUGUCUUUUACGUCUUCUUCUGCGGAUAUAAAUGAUUUCUGCCGACUUUGCGAAGUCACCUGCAGAAUUAACGGCGUUCUGAAUGAACGGCACUUUGAAAAGUCCCUCAGCAUGUGUUAGACGUCACCGUCUACACAUGGACCAAUCAGAGGCUGCCUUUCACUGUUGUCAGGGGAACAGUGGAAACACAGUCACUGAUUGGCCCGGUUAGUUUCUGAUCGCUAAUACAUGCUCCCAAUUGGCCGAAGUCCAGACUGUUGUGGGAAGGAACGGCAAGUGAUUCACACAACUGGAUGGCCCAGCCAGGCUACCUACAACUCAAAUAUUGAAGAGUCACUUCAUUGGGAAUAAUCUGUAUUUUGUAGCAGAGCUUCCUAUGUGUUGGUCGUGCGCUUAAUUCCAGUAGGAAACAACCUUUUUGGUGUUUUUUUUGUUUUUGCUUCUCUGGUCUGAUUUUCUGAUAAUAUAGCAGGAAUGACAGCGUCCAAACAAUGCCUGAAAACAACAGUGGGCUUUAGCUGUACUAUUCAUAAAUAAUAUUAUAUAAUCUGGAAUUUUAAUAUGGAAGUUUAAGUUCCUUUUAGACGGUCAUGUGCUGUAGAUAAAACAUUAGCCAGUAACUUCCUGGAGUGAAAAACAGAGACCAAGUUCUCUUAUUCUAAAAACGAUCUUUUCCUCACAUUAAUCCUGACCUUUGGGUUGACCUUUGACCCUUUGCAUAGCUCACUUUGAUUUGAUCCGAUUACUCUCGCUGUAAAAAGCGCUGAAAUGACCAGUACAAUGAAAUACUGAGUCUGAUAAUGAUUAAUGAUGACAUUUCAUGGUCGUUUUUGGUUUAACAAACAUUAACAGCAUUUAUGACAUUUACAAAGCGCGGCAUCACAGUGACUCCACUUUGAAGUGAGGCGAAACGAAAGUGAAGGAGGUACUUGGUUACUGUCACUAUGUCCCUUUUUCACUUAUAGGGCAGUAGUGACUUAACCACAGCAGUGAAUCUGUAUAACAUGGUUAAAAACAUGCAGGUCCUUAAACUUUGAGGACAACUGUGAAAGAAUUAUUGACACUAAUGUCCUUCUUUCUGUUUCACAUUAAUUAAUGACUUCGAAACUGAAGAGAAAACGAUAGAAUUUCAAUUUGCUACCAUUUUGUUUUGCUAAGAUAACGAAUAACCUGUUAAAUAAUCUAUAACUGCAAAGUAACCUGUCUUAAAACUGAAGUAAUAAGACUGUCUCAAUGGUAAAACUCAGCUACUAACAUCCAACACUCCCUCUGUUCUCCACCAGUCAGUGAAUAUGUCACACAUGGAUCACAGCGCUCCAUAUAGCUGCAUUUGCAUGUCUUCAUUAGGUGUUAUCACGACAGCUCUGAGGACGGCGCUCCCUCACGCUGCUGGUCUGGCACAUGCCGUGUCAGGUCGCUCUUGUCAGCGCCGUAAUCGAGAAUCAGGGAGACAAGUCUUGAUCUUAAAAGCUCUCAGGGUCGGGAUCACCAGCGUGACUGCAGCCUCUCGGCUCUCAGCCCCUGUUAUGUGUUAACACGUGUAUGUCGCGUGUUCGGUCCUGAUGCUUCCCGGGGUCUCGACUCUCUCCAAAAAGUCUUGUGUUGUAUAAUGUAUGGGCUCAGGCCUGUAAUAUUAACGCUGCACAAGAGGGUUCACGCUGUUCACAUUUCUCCUAAAAUCAGUGCUCUGUGCGAGUCUAAAAAAAGACGGUUUUAGCUGCUGUGUCAGUGAAUUCAACCGUGUUGAUCUGAUGGUCUGUGUGUUUGUGGGCCACGAGGAUAAAUGGGAGAUUUCUUUUUAUAGCCUCAUGUGGAGUUUCUCACGCUCACCAUGCUGAGCAGGAGAUGGUUUAUGAAGGAGGGCAUUAUGGGAAACAAGAAAGACCAGAACAUGUCAGGGUGUUCUUGAAAUGUUUGUCGUGAAAAUCUCGACAGCAGGAAAAACAAAAUUUUCACAUUUUGGAAAAAAAACUCUGAAGGUCCUUACACACCGGGAAUGACGCAAAUAUACAACCUGAAAUUACAAAAUAUUCAGAGGCGAAUUUUGACGCCGCUGACAAUACACAUCAAGCGCGAUGCAAUUUUGCGACUUUCCAGGGGGAAUAAAGACGUGUCCCAGUUGGAAGUGAGAAGACUGACACAACAGCAGACUGACUGUUUUUCAGUUCUGUUUAGACUCUAGUGUUGAGAUGUCUGUCUGUCAUGAUAGCAUGUACUGAGUCGGGGCCAGUACCUGAUAAGAACAUUAAACUAUAAUCCAUAAACGUAAGGUAACAACCGAGACCUAAUGGUGCUGCGACAGCAACGCGAUUGAGUUUGAGACAGUGAAGAUACAUAUGGUAUGUUGUAUCUGAACAGGUUAGCUUACGAGCUAAAGUUACUUAGCACAGAUGAAAGUUAAAACAAAGACGUUUAGCAAACUGUUAAAGCACACAAACCAUCGUCAUAUGAGAAAUCCGACGCUGUGACUCUCCACAAGUUGUCCUUCAGGUCGUUGUCUUUGUAAUAUUUGUGUCUUUUAUCAAAAAUCACUCUGUUCUCCGACACGUAAACAAUCAGCCGGUCGGCCAUGUUGGAUAUACCGGUGAAUCUGACGUCGCAACAACUCCAAAUCUGAUUGGUCAGAAGUGGACACACAGAAUGUGAAACUUUAGAAAAUUCGACUGUGAUACGAAAAAUAAAUGUCGCAAUAUCGCAGGAUAUCAAUACAAGUAGCGAAACCUUCAACUGGGAUACCUUUUCAAAGUUUAUCUUUAGCGAGAGUUCGAUGCAGUGUAGCCGGACGUAAACAUUAGCUUCAAGCAGAAACAAAACCUUCGGUGAUCGAGCAGCAUGUCUACGAAAUGUCGACAUAAGUCUCGACUUACCCUGUUAGCUCUAACGUCACCAUGAACGUUCAGCCUAUGUAGGAUGUAAAACCAAUUUUAGGUGAUUUCACUUCAUUGGACUGGAUUUCUCAAAAACACGUUGACUCGUCUUUUGUGUCAUUUCCACAGCUCUACAGACAUCAUAAGAUAACAGUAAAUCAAAAGUAAAGAUAAGACAGGUAUAAUAGCACUGAUUUGUUUUCUUUGUGUCCUCGACAGGAGUUCUGCAAGAGGCCCGAGUUCAUCGUAGACGGAGCCACUCGCACAGACAUCUGUCAGGGAGCUCUCGGUAAGUUCAAUCACAAGAAUUUCUUGUUACUACUGCAAGAUUCAGCUGCCAGACGAGACGAAGAGUUCGGGUUUAAUCCAGUAGAAAGUUCUUGGUGAAAAGUCAAAGAAAUAUGUGGCUGACUGGAGGAUUGCCAACAUGCUGGGGGAGUGUAGGACAUGAAUAAAUAAUAUCGUCCAUGGAUUAACAUUUUUUCCAACUCCUUCUGUGGAUUAUGGUUUGAUAUAGUGAUUAUAUUACCAUGAUGUUAUCACUAUAACAUAAAAACCCUUUACAAGGUCUCAGAAAAUACAACAAAAAGUAUAUUGAUGUAGUGGAGCUCAGUUACUGCCCUUAGCAUUAAAAUUAAUGUCAUAUAUCUCUAAAUUUACUAUAUUUUAGCUGCAUUAACCCAGCUGUCAGGAGAUAAUUCAAACUGUUUACUGACUCCUGUUGUAGAAACGUCAGUAAACCUCCUUCUUUGUUUAAAAGAGACUGAGCUCUUAAAUAAACAUGACAGAUUACCUUCAGUAUAGAUUAACAAAAGACCUCAGGUCAAACUAAAUCGACAGGAAGGACAGAUGGAGAAGCCGUCCUUGCGGAGAGAGAGUAACCGUCCACUCAGCCGCACCAGUAACAGCGUCUCAGCCCGGGAUGUUUCAUGCUCGACACAGAGGUACAUUUAUAAUUCAUGCUUUGUUUUUCCCAGCCUCACAUCUGUAAACAAGGCCGGCGCUCCCUCUGUUUGAGCAGAUCUGGCAGAGCAGGAAAGCCGCUUCCUUCAUCGCGAAAUGCAAAACUAAAACCAACAGUAUCACUCCCCGAGGGGCUGCUGAACAUGAUAAACAAUACAGGCUCAAAACGCAGAGCCAGAAGACAUUAAGCUUCAUUUUGUCGUGCAGCCAAAACGCUGCGGACGGAGUGUUUUUAUCAGUCAUUGGGGGGUUAUCUGUUAGACGACUGGUGUGGAUCUGUUUACAGAUAGUUUGAAGGGGAAGUGAAACAGCCUGGAUUUCUUUUAGCGUAAAAAUGAAACCAGCUCUUCAAACAAAAACUACCAAGAAGUGACUUAUCUCACAUCAAAUGAGAGCGGUGAAUCUACUCAAUCAAAGAGUGGGAGUUGAUUUACUUCUAGAUCCAAGUCCAAGAGAGGAAAGAUAACAAAACAAAGACCCCUGUUUGUGUCUUUGAGGGGAUUAUCUGGACGAAUGAUGAACAUCGAUUUAAAACAGUCGCCCCUCUUAAAGGUGAAUCAUCUGGUUUUCAAGGAGUCUGAAAGAAAAAAUCAGACAAACAAUGGCUCUUGAACAUUAACCCACCCACACAUAAUUCACAAAAGGCCAACACACCCACAGAGACUUUUGGACACGACAACCCCGCCCCCAACUCCUGAUGGAAGAACUUCUUUCUUCUAGCCUGGCAAAGAGUUGGCGCCACUCUGGAACCAGUUUUUCUGAAGAACUGGUUCUGAAUCAGGCGCUGGUUCCAAACUAGCACUAGCACAGGCUUGUUGGAGAAAGGGUAUUUAUGUGUUGAUGGGUUUAAAAAAAAAACAUACUAAUGAAGGUCAUGGUUCAUGGUUUUUGCCCCAAGUGUGGGACUUCAAGUAUCUUAGGAGUGAGGGUGAAAUGGUUCUUGUGGUUGGCUGGCGGACUGGUCAGCAGCACUUUGAGUGUUGUACUCAUAGACUGUAUGUAGAAUGGACGCCGUCUACCUCCUCGCUGGGUAACGGCACCCUCUGGUGACGGGCUGCAGUAUAGGUCAUAAAUCUUGCCUCCUCCAGCAAUCCCUAUGGAGCUGUGGACAAACUUUAGAAAUUAAUUACACAGAAUAUAAAUUUUUCUCCCUCCUGGUUGCGAUGUUGACAUGUAGUUACUGUAAGACUGGUUUGUGCUCAAGUCCCCUUUUUUCUGUACAGCUCCGUUUUUAAAAGUUAUUAGGGGGUUCAUGUUUUCUAUGAUUGACACUUGAUACAGCCUAUGGGCGGACGAAGAUUGUGUAGCUCACCAGGGGAAUACACUAUUUGAGCUGAGCGUCAUCACAGCGACUCUCUGCGACUCUCCCACCGAAGGCGUACAAUGCUGCUGCACAAUGUUGGUUUUCGGAAAUGGAAAAAAAUUGCGAAAUACCGAGAGCUUUUCAGCUUCAUGUCCGUAUAUCCUGGCGGAAGGUGGAACCAAGUUGUCCAGAGUAUAUACAGUCUACGGUUGUACUGGACCUUCAUGGUGCAGAGAGAUGAGCCAGGUUGAACCAGUUCAUCUACACGCCAACCCUCACCUGUGGCCAUGAGGUCUUGGUUGUGACCCAAAAUAUGAGAUUGUUGAUUCAAGCAGGUAAAGAGAGUUUCCUCUGAAGGGUAUCUGGACUCAGCCUUAGAGAUCAAGUUUGAAACUCGGACAUCUGAAGGGAGUUCCUGCUCCUUCGCGUCUUGUCUUUCCAUCAUUGUCUUGUCUUACUUUCUAAAAUUUCCAUCAUGAAAAUCUGAUCGCCCUCGCUCUACACUUUUACCAUAAAUCAUAUCUCAUUCCUGAAAAGUCUCCAUUCUACAGUAUUUUUCCGUAAACGGCCGCAGUUAUUUUUGGAGGGCUGUCAAAGUCUCAUGUCCUUUCUCUACUCCACUGGAGCCAGCGCCUCUCCCAUUACCCAGAGGGCAAAGCUUGUUCAAACAUAGCUUCAAACUCUCGCCUGAGCUGUUAAAGGGUGAAUUCCACUUUCAUGAGUUUCUUCUCGCUGAGCGCAUUCCAGUUUUAUCUCCACGGCGUGAAUGAAUUCUGGCUUUAGGAAUAAAAGCUUGAGUUUAUUUUAGAAAGACUGGGAAGAUUUCAAAAUGAUUGAAUGUGUUUGAACGUCUCGACUGCAGAAGUGAUCGAGGGUAAUAAAUCUGUGUGUAUGUGUGUGUGUGUGUGUGUGUGUGUGUGUGUCCUUAGGUGACUGCUGGCUCCUGGCAGCCAUCGCCUCGCUGACCCUGAGCGACGACCUCCUGCGCAGGGUGGUUCCUCAUGGUCAGAGCUUCGGGCAGGGAUACGCCGGCAUCUUUCACUUCCAGGUGAUGAGAAUUUACACUUCUGAAUCUGAACACUGAAGAUAGAGACACAACAAACACAACAAACGCCUAUUAACACAAACCAAGGUCCUCACAGGAGCUUUGAAGGUACAGAGGGUGUCCGCCUCCCAGACUCUGACGAUCCCACAGGAAACAGAACAUGGUCUAGACCUGCUUUUGAUGAUCGGGGGUUUUUAGAUAAGGAUUAUAUGAGUCAUGACUUUUACUUCCAAAUGAGUAAAAACUGAUAUUUGCCCAAAACUGGGACUUUCAGCUCCAGAAAACGGAGGUCAGUAGCUCGAUGCUGCCUUGCAUCAUGAGGCGUCUUUUUUUUACGCCAACACUUCCUGUCGUGUUGAGAGCAACACUGGUUGUGCAAACCGUUCAGCUUGUUUUAACUUUGCACAGUUUCAUUAUCUGUCAUUCGUUCAGCUUGGGAGUUGGUUUAUUUCUCGUUGUUCUUGGAGGCUGUGGCGUUUUUUGGUGUCGAAUCACAAGUCAAAGGAAAGUCCCUGACGCUAUCAGUUAUCAACAUUAGCCUCUUAAAUCUCUUCCUUGUAUUCAUAACUUCUUUUAUUUUCUCUUUUCAUUCACUUAUUCCUGGCAAGAACACCUUAUUAUGACUUCAUGUUGUCCGUGUUCAUGCUUUGGCCAACACCCGUUUUUGUUUUUAACACUUAAUGGAUGACUUCUGGACCGUAUUAUAAUACAAAGGUGUCGUCCACUAUCACCUCUCACAUGUGUCAAACUUCUCCUCCCGCUUUGAUAUAUAUUCAUAGAAAUAUCUCCUUCUAUCUCUGUGGUUGAGCCUCUGGCAAAGCGUCAGGUUUUUACAGCUGAACUUUGCUCCGUACCUAAAACCAAACACUCCAGAUUCACUCGGCUGGCAGCAGCAAAUAGGUGUGUCCGCUCACAAAUCCUUCCCCGCCGUAGGUAAACAGGGAAGUGUUCAGCCCGGUGCGAGGGAGUAAAAUCCAGCAUGAUAAGAAGAUAAGUUUGAAUACGAGAGAAAUAAAUGCAAAAGUUUCCACACAGUGGAAUCAAAACUCUUAUCAACUUUUAGAGGCGGGAUUCAGCGGGACCUUGUGUCGGUUCAUAAAGUGAUUAAAUAUUAACUGAUUAAAGCUUCAGAUUUAUUGUUUGAUUAUUAUGCAGGUUCGUUUUUAUAUUAGAUGUUAUAAGUAGAGAUUUGGGGUAAGUCCCCAAUUAUGCUGCGUUCCAGUUUGGGGUGUCCCAAUGCGAUAUUGAUAUCAGAUAUUGGUCAGAAUCAGCCAAAAAACAAAUAUCAGAUUAUAUCGGCCUGCAUCUAAAAUAUCAGAUAUCAGCUCUCCGAUACAAGCAGUCCAUUCCAGACUCCGCUUCAGCACCUCUAUCUAGCCACGUCCUGAUCCAGCAAGCUGAGCCAAUGUGAUCACAACAACAGUGUGUACUGAGGUACUAACAAAGUAGCAAGGAGUAGGAGUGAUGUUGGCCAUGUGGCAGAAAAAGAUGUUGCAGCUGAGUGAAAAACUUGUUGUACGCAAUUUUGUGCCAAUAUCGGAUCAAUUUCGGAAUCGUAUUGGAAGUAAAAAAAGUUGUAUCGGGACACCCUUAGUUCCAGUUACCUCAGAAGUCGAAUGUCGGAGCUGGAAAAAACGCUACACCCGAGUUGACGGUGUUCCAGUAAACAAGUCGCAAAACCAAGAUGGACGCCUACUGUUAGCUGUUGUUAGUUGUUGUUAGCUAUACCAGUUGUAAACAACACACAACACAGUAUUUUACUCUUACAAACACCAUAGCACCGAGUUCACAGUCUGACGUUUAGCAGUACAACAUAAACCACUUAGUGCUAAUAAAUAAAACAUUACGAGAGCUUUUACUGUUACUCUUUACUGUUGAUGCACUGGGCUGCCAUCUUGGAUUAUGACGUUGUCGUCAAGUCGGGGUUGCUAACUUUUUUUUGUAGAACUGUAGGGUAAGGUCCCGCCCUCCUUCGCCUCUGAUUGUCUAGAAGUGCUGGGCUGCGAUUGGUUAUUCCUUAUGGCUGUGAAACGUCAUCGUCUGUUGGGUUAGGGUUAGGUGAUUCAGAAGUGCGAUAACGUUCUGUAAUGUUCCGUUGGAUGUACAAGGCCGACAGCCUGCAUUUGUCUUGAUCGUGUGAUGACGUUUCCUGCUUUUCUAGCCAAUCAGAGGCGAAGGAGGCGUGACUUUUCCCUACCAUCCUACAAAAAAAAAAAUAUUGCGUCGGGGUUGGAGAGGAUUGUUCGACUUUCUGAGUCGGAUAUCCGACAUCAGGGGGGCGUUCCAGAUGAAUUUCCGACUUCCAAGUACAACUGGAACGCUGUAUAAGAAUAACUUAUUUAUCUGGUUUAUUCUGAAUCUGUGUCAUGCUGGUCGGCUUAAAUACGGUUACAUUUCACGGCUACAGUCACCAACACAAGUGGAAACCAGGUAUUCGCCCAAAAUCAGACUUUGAUUUAAAAUCUAGUAGGAGUGUAAUAAACUGCAGCAGUGUAGAUCAGUGUGUGUCUGUUCUGUGAUCUCCCAUGUCUCACAGUCUGUACUAAAGUGCGUGUUUGAGCCCCCGUCUGUGUGUGCGAGCUCUCCCCCGUUUGAUCUCACAUCAGCGUGUCUGCAGAGCAGGAGAGGUUGUUAACCCUUAAACUGAGUUGCUAAGCAGACUUUCAUGUCGUCAAGCGCUCUGGAUCUGCUUUAAAAGCCGGAGAGAAAACACACACACACACACAGGGACAGGGGGCUUUGGUAUUUCAUGAUUGUUGCUUUUAUGUGUCUAAACAGUUCAGGUGUUUGUGUGUUAGUUUUCUUGACCUGCGUUGUCACAGAGAGCUUUGAAGCUGAGGCGGCUUCCUCUUUGACGCAGUGAGUCCUGUGCCAAGCAGACUGUCAGCCUGCCAGGAGAAAACCGAGGGGGUGAGGAAGUGAAACACGGAGGAGAGAGAGGGGAAGCUCUCGUUGAUCAAAGAUGUCUAUUACAUGAGACAAUGUGGAAGAAACAUGUACAACAUAUCCUCUCAGAUACUUCACGCUUCAGUCAGCGAUCCAAAACAUCAAAUCGUGACACUUUGGGACUCCUCUCAGUUCAACAAAUAAAAUCUACAUCCAUAAAAACUUUCAAAAUGAGAUUGCUUAAUUAUUAACAUCUGAAACUUUUUAGUCCAUCAAUCCAGAGGCGAACAGACGAUGUUAAUCCGACUAUGAGGAGUUCAGUUUAGAGUAAUUUCAGUUUAACCAACAUGUUCACGUGUCAGGCAGAUGUUUUUGGGGAUAUCCAGUCUUUUAGAGAUCUGUGAAUCGUUUAUUUUUCUGUCGUGUCCUUGAAGAGUCGAGCUUUGAGACCGCUGUGCUGACUCACCAGAAACACACACUCACUCAGAGGGAUAAUUUAGCCGAGCAAAUAUGGAUUUUGGCCCUUUAGAAAGAACACUUAAAGCAUCAGUAUCAGAGUCAGAUGUCUUCCUGGUGCUGUUGUGAUACCUCCCCUUCUUCACAGAGGUGGGGGCUUGACGACUCGACUCGAGACUCGACUUGGACUUGAGUCCCGUUUUUGACUUGCUUGAUGAAAUCAAGAAAUGACUUGGACUCACUUGGGACUUGAUUACUAAAGACUCGAGACUUGACUUGACUUGAGCCCAGUGACUUGAAAAGUCAAGUCAAGUCUUUUCAAGUCACUUACUACCUUACAGCAAGCCCAAACCGUUUAAAAAGUGUCGCAUCAACUAAUAGUCAGGAAUUACGGUUGUUGGUAACACUGUGUUGUGUUGCCAAGUCUGCUUGUUUUUGUCUUGUUUCUGGAGGUCUGUUUCCUUAUUUCUCUCACCAAACUUGGCAACACUGUCUCAAACUCUAGCCUCCCUCAUAACGACAACACCGGGAGGACUGAACAUAAAUCGCUCGCUAGUAUUGCCCGCCUGUUUCCACGUGUCGCCUCGUGUCUCUCUUUUGUUUUGUUUUGGAACAGUGAAUUAGAGUAUCAGUUUAAUGUUUAAUCGUAUUUGAGUCUUCCUUAUUUUUGUGCACUUUGUCUAAGUUUCCAAUUAUUGAAGUUUAUCUGAUUAUUUUUCGUAUGACAUGUAAAAUAGUUUGGUUAAAGCUGCACUGUAUAACUUAACACAAACAAGAACCCUUGUUUAAUAAUGAAUGCAAAUAGCGAAAAAUGAUCAUGAUUAAUGUAAAUCUUUACAUAUAACAAAUGGUUUUUGACUUGAAAGAAACGGUAAGGACUUGGUUGGGACUCGAAACAAAAAGUUCAGGACUUGUACUUGACUUGGGACUUGUCUGUGUUGACUUGGACUUGACUUGGGACUUGUCUGUGUUGACUUGGACUUGACUUGGGACUUGAGAGCAAAGGACUUGGACUUGACUUGGGACUUGUCUGUGUUGACUUGGACUUGACUUGGGACUUGAGAGCAAAGGACUUGGACUUGACUUGGGACUUGUCUGUGUUGACUUGGACUUGACUUGGGACUUGUCUGUGUUGACUUGGACUUGACUUGGGACUUGUCUGUGUUGACUUGGACUUGACUUGGGACUUGUCUGUGUUGACUUGGACUUGACUCGAGACUUGAGAGCAAAGGACUUGGACUUGACUCAAGACUCAAGAGAGCAAAGACUUGAGACUCGACUUGGACUUGCAACAUAAGGACUUUCCCCCACCUCUGCUUCUUUGUUCCUGGUUAUUUCUGGCGCUCUUCAUCAGCGAUCCCCAUAUGCCGCACAACAUCUCGUUCUGCUCGAGUUGAAUCGGUGGUUUCAUUUGCUCCAGAGGCUCAUAAACACACGCGUGCGGUUAAUGUAUGCUAAAGCUAAAUGGCUCGUAAGUCCAUGUGGCUGCUUCCAUUUAACGAACAGUCGCCCUAGUUUCAUCGCCCAGUUACGUCUCUGUGAGUUGUGCGUUUGUACGGCUGCCAAUUAGAUUUUCUCAGGCUCUUGUGUUUCCAUUACUUGCAGUUUUCUCUCUGCCUGAGCAUGUUUCCCAUUCUGUGCUUUUCCUGCGCCGUUGAUUCUUUCAGGGAUUCCUCUGUUUGGAUUCCUGAAGCCUCCGGGUGAAUUACUGCAGACCUGAAUGAGUCAUAGCAAAAAUGUAAUUAUCGGCACCAGCAGUGGGGAUCGUACUCGAGAACAAAAAAGAGGAGGGAUGAAUAAUAAACCAGGUAAUCUCAGCUGUGAACUGGCGCAGAAUUUCUCAUGAUAUUCUUAAUUUAGCGCAGAUCGCUGAAUCGUACUGGCGGUUUGUUUCUCAGGCUUUACUGCCUGGUGACUGCGAGUCAUGACACAGAUGUGGUGAGAGCUUCCUCCCCUCAGUGAGGCGGGCUGUCACUCCCAUAAUGCUUUGAAAUGAAUCAGCCAUGUGUGUGUGUGUGUUUGCCAGGGGCGCGUUCAUGUUUGUGUGCUAUUGUGACACAGCUCCUCCCGGAGGUGGAUUCAGCUCUGCAGGGCCACUCAGAGGACCUCUACAUAGACAUCCAUCAUCCUGCUGAGCACAGUGAAGAGAGCGCUGUCUUCAAAUUCACAAACACGCGCUCACUCACAGCUGCGGCCGUUAUCCGCCAAAUUACAAUCCUGCAACUCCCUCGCCCCCCUUUACUUUUUCCUGCAAUUGAAUUACCCAGUCGUGGAAAUAUUCCUUCACUCUGUGCUCUGAUUUGCAUGAAGAUUAUUGCAUUGUUCCUGCCUGAAGGUCUUUGCAUGAAUACAACCGGCUCCUGCACCAACACCCACUCUUGUAGAUGCUCAAGCAAUAAACAUUCGAUUAGAGUUAGUUAUUCAUUUGUUCUGUUAUUAUUGUGGGUCUGAAAUGCUGUUCGUAUCCCGAUGUAGCUGAAUGAUAGAGCAGAAGGAGGUUUCGCUCUCUAUUGGAGUUUAACUCUGGAGCUUUUUAGUUUAGCUUCAGUCUGCCAAAACUGCAAACAUGAAACUCGAGUCCCCAGAACUCUCGGGUUAGUAAUCGGUCAUUUUUUCCGUGUUUCUGCUUGUUUCUUGCUCGGUGUGCUGAGGGAAAACAACAGAGAGCAUUUUGACCUAAUUUCAAACAGUUGUGCCUGUAAAUAGGCCCUCGUUCACCUCAGUGUAUGAUGCUGGUCUCUGCUGCCCCCUGGUGGCUAAAAGACACUUCUCACCCUGUUACUAUCCGCCUGGUUUAGACUGAUCCAUGAGUGGAGUUUAUUAGUUUGUCCAAUAUUUGCAUUUCUCAUCAUGUUUCCUGUUGUAAAAUCUCAUUUCUGGGCUCUUUUCCGAUGCAGUUCUGGCAGUUCGGCGAGUGGGUGGAGGUGGUGAUCGACGACCGGCUGCCGGUGAAGGAUGGGAAACUGUUGUUCGUCCACUCAGCAGAGGGGACGGAGUUCUGGAGCGCGCUGCUGGAGAAAGCCUACGCCAAGUAAGUCACAGUGAAUCACUUUUAUAAUCACUUUUAAAGUAGGUCACAAAGUUUAUCCCACAUUCAACUUUAUGUUUCUCCUCACAGGGACAAUUAGCAACUGGUGUAAUAUUUGAUAUUUGAAAAACAGGCGGUGAUUAUUGGAGUGUGUAAAACUGGGAAAGAGUUUCUUGUCCACCAUCUUUGACAGAAGGAGUGAGCGAGGGAGCAGUUUAGUCUAUCUGCUGCAGAAGACGAGAACGAGCGAAGGUUUUUCUUUUUUUUAUGCACUUUGUUAUGUUGAGAUAGUGUUGAGAUAGAUAGAUAGAGAGAGAGAGAGAGAGAAAGAAAGAGAGAGAGAGAGAGAGAGAGUGAGUGAAAGAGAGAGAGAUAGAUAGAUAGAUAGAAAAAGAGAGACAGAUAGAUAGAUAGAUAGAGAGAGAGAGAGAGAGAGAGAUAGAUAGAUAGAUAGAUAGAUAGAUAGAUAGAUAGAUAGAUAGAUAGAUAGAUAGAUAGAUAGAUAGAUAGAGAGAGAGAUAGAUAGAUAGAUAGAUAGAUAGAUAGAGAGAGAGAGAGAGAGAGAGAGAGAGAGAGAGAGAGAGAUAGAUAGAUAGAUAGAUAGAUAGAUAGAUAGAUAGAUAGAUAGAGAGAGAGAGAGAGAGAGAGAUCGACUUUAUUAAUCCCAAACUGGGAAAUUCACAAAAUUUCACUCAAGAAAAUGUUGUUUUUGGUUAUCACGAGAUCACAGUGCAUAAAAAAAAGAAAAAUCUCUGGUUGUUCUCGUCUUUCUAAUCUGCCAAGUAUCGCCCAGUGUUUCCAUUUUGACGCACUGCUCCUUUAAGUAAUAAUAAACACUGAAAGGUCACUAACUACCUACACAUUUCUGUUUUAAAUGAUUCUUCUUGUGCCUUCAUGCUUCCACAUUUUCUGUCUUUUCUUUUGUAUUUUUUUCCCUCCUUUGACCCAGAAAAGCGUGUUUUCUUAAGUCUCAGCUCCACUUUAAACUCCGAGUCCGCUGGCAGAAAUUCUCAGUUUGUAACAGGAUUCAGAAACACUUAGCAGCUGUUCAAGUUAACAGCUGCACUCUGAUUUGUAUGCAGAGAUUUAUGCGUGCAUAAAGUGUCCGCUCACGUUCAUAUAUGGUCAUAGAUUGUUCAUCUGUGUGAGAACAUACUGUUCUCUCAUAUACCUCUACAUCAUGUCUUUAAAGGACUUAACUUUUAUAUAAACACUGACAACCUGUGCCGUAUUUUCCCUUCAUUCAAACUCUUGAUACUUCUUUUCCUUCACAGGCUGAACGGCUGCUACGAGGCUCUGUCAGGCGGCAGCACGUCCGAGGGCUUCGAGGACUUCACCGGCGGUGUGACAGAAAUGUACGAGCUGAGGAAAGCCCCCUCUGACCUCUUCAGCAUCAUCGGCAGGGCCAUAGAGCGAGGAUCCCUGCUGGGCUGCUCGAUAGACGUCAGUACUUCAGCAUUUAUUCACCCGUCAUCAUGAUUAUUGUUUUUCCAAUAAGAACAAGUAUGCAGAAAUCUGGACUCUGAAUCUAGGAUAUUAUUCCGAUCAUUUAGAGGUUUGAGCCUUAGAUAUGACGAGGGUGAAGGUUAUGUAACCUGCAGUAAAAUGUUUGUAGAGGUCAGUGUAAUGCUCAAGGACAGGUCAGAGCAGCGGAUGUUUGCAAAGCGAGGGUAUUGAACCCUGUCCGUCUGUCUAACUUGUUGCUCUAUUUGGAGAGGAAAAAACAGCCAGACGAUCUGACCUGAUAGGAAAACAAACACAGACGCUCUGCAGUCAGGAUAGUGGCGUAAUGACAGACCCUAAAGCCAAAGUGAAAUGUUAAAAUGCUCAAUUUUACAGCAGAUUUAAGUCUGUGGCCUCAACUUCACCUCUUGGCUACUUACUAGAUUAGCUUGGAGUUAAUUGACGUGAUGUUUUCCAAUAUGGCGACCACCAUCGUUGGGCUUUAUCACAUUUCUCGGUGUGCUUGAAUGUUUUUUGAUCUGUCAUUUAGACAUCAGCGGCCUCUUUUACACUUUUGUUCAUAGUUCCUUCCUGUCAUUUGCAGAUCAGCGACACCAAAGACAUGGAGGCCGUUACGUUCAAGAAGCUGGUGAAGGGACACGCCUACUCUGUGACCGGCGUGGACGAGGUGAGAAGGGAUUAAUCAGAUCACGGAGGGACUGUCCCAUAAAAGAGAAUUUAAAGAGAACUUUUUACUAUGUUUUUACGAGAAGGGCAUGCAAAAGGUGCCUUCUACUUUUCUUUCAGACUGGGUGGGAAUCAAAAAGAGACAUUUUUUUCCUUUAACAAACUGGAAGGACAUCCAGAGGACAGGUGUUCACUUCUGAUAUGCUGAAAAGGUUUCAAGGGGGCUCAUUUUAACUUUUUUAAAAACAUUUUAAAACUUGUUUUAACACAAUUUUACUUGUCUUAUAAUGGAAGCGCAUCCAAAGGAACGCAUUUUACUCAUUUUAUUUUUGAAGGGUAUCCAGAGGACAUAUUUUUACAUGUUUGAUAAUUGAAAAGCAUCCCCGACGGGACAGUCUUUAAAAAAUUUCCACUGUGAGGGAAUUUAAAGGACUCACCUUUACUAACUUUACAUUACAACAUAAUUUAGAGGACAUUAUUUAACUUUAACUACACUGGAAGGGCAUCCAGGAACACACUUUUACUUAUUUUAUACUGGAAGGGCACUUUGACAUUUUUCAACCUUACACUCAAAAAAAAAGAAUCAUGGCAUAGUUUAUUUUUAAGUUUUCACAUCUAUUUGAUUUAAUGUAAAUAAAAAAUAAAAAAUUUAGUUAUUUAUUCUAUUUUUUAAAAAUCAGCAUAAAUCUUUUAUUUUGAAAUCAAUUCAAUUUCAUCAGUUAAAAUGCAUGAAUAUAGAAAACAGGAACAAAUUGGAUUUAUCAAUAAUCAAUACAUAAAUCAUCAUUAUUUAGUCUAAACACAUUGGGUUUAUUGGUAUUAUUACAUAAGUCUAAUUCUUAAUAGUUUUAUUUACAUUUGACUGACAAACAUGCAGCACAUGAAGUUUAUUGGCCUUUUAAUGUCAAAUCUACGUCAUUCAAAUUGAUGGAAAUUUUGUCUUCAAUGAGGCCUAAAUAUUUCUGUGAGUACGAAGAACGCCUAACUUAGCUAAUAUUUUAUUUAAAAAAAUCACCACUGAGGGGAUUGAUCGUCUCCUUUAGAUUUGUCAUAGAUUACAUACUGAACAUUAGAGGUCAGAGAAUUUUUGGAAUCAGCUUUGACAAAAAUUUUAAAAACUCUUUGUGUCUUCUUGAUCUCAGGUGGUGUACAGAGGAAACAUGACAAAGCUGGUCCGCAUCAGGAAUCCCUGGGGAGAAGUGGAGUGGACUGGAGCCUGGAGCGACAAGUAUGAUUCAACAGAUUCAAUUUAACUCCCCAAAUGCACUCAAACUGAAAGCUUUAAAAGAUGCAAAAUAUACAAGAAAAGGCAAAUACUUUUGGUUGCAGUGGGAAAAUAUUGAAUUCAGAUACACACUGCUCAGGUUUAGUCAUUAAAGAAACAGUUCUGCCUCAGAAAGGUUUCAGACUUUCUGUGUUCGAUCAUUCGCUCUUUUUUUGUUGCAAAUCUUCAGCUCCAGAGAGUGGGACAACGUGGAUCGCUCUGUUAGAGGUCGGCUACAGAACCGGAGCGAAGACGGGGAAUUCUGGUGAGUUGAAACAUGUCACAUAUUAGCAGGUAUUUAUGCUAAUUAUACCAAAAAACUAAAUUUUCUUGAGUGAAAUACUGAUUAUUUUUUAAUGAAGCUGCAGAGAUGAACCCUCUCUGACUCACUCUGACAUGUUUCAUCCUUUACAUGAAUGUUUUAUCUCAUGCACCCUCCGCACUAAUGUCAGAGUUAUAUAUAGAUGCGCUGAGCAGUUAGCUGAACACGCUCAAAAUGUCAACAUCGUUUUUCAUCUGCAGUGAAACAAAGUUCAGCUCUCAGGCUCUGUAAUGGAAAAGUUACUCUGAAUCAGCGCGCCCACACCUUGUCCUGACAGUGUUUUCAUUCCCCGUCUCAGGAUGUCGUUUAGUGACUUCCUGCGAGAGUUCACCCGUCUGGAGCUCUGUAACCUGACCGCCGACGCUCUGCAGAACACGCAGCUGAAGAAGUGGAGCUCCUCGCUGUACCAGGGGGAGUGGAGGAGGGGCAGCACCGCCGGAGGCUGCAGGAACUACCCAGGUAUGACGAAAUGGAAGGACAGAAGGGGGAAACUUGGAGAAGAAUGAGUUAUGAAGAGGGGUCGUUUCAUAAAUGAUCCGUUUUCCUGUCUCCUGUCUUUCUCAUUUAUCAGUUUUGGAUCAUGUGACGAUGUUAAAUUUGGCCCCACAGGCUCCUUAUUAUGUUUGAAAUGUUUCAGGAUGGAGGGUGCAGAAAGAUAAAUCAAGGAUUUGGAUGAAAUGACUAAAUUACAGGAACAGAUGACUCACAUUUGAACUUCUUCUUUCAAGCAACCUUUUGGCUGAACCCUCAGUUCAAGAUCGCGCUGCAGCACCCGGAUGCUCCCGGCAAAUCCGAGUGCAGCUUCUUGGUCGGCCUCAUGCAGAAGGACCGCAGGAGGAAACGGCGAGAGGGCAAAGACAUGGAGACCAUCGGGUUCGCCGUCUAUGAGGUAGAGAGAGAGAGAGAGGAGUAACUCUGCACCUUUAGUUUCCUGGAAAAAAAGUUUGUUUCUGCUCUCACUCCAAUAAUUGUCUUCUCUUGUUGUCCGUCCUGCACAGGUCCCAAAAGAGGUAUGUAUUUUACUUCUCCACUUUUCCCUUGUGGUUAAAAAAUGUCACAUAGACGCUUUUUGUAAAGACGACCCUCUCUUUCAGUUCGUGGGCAGGUCCGGCGUCCACCUGAAGCGAGACUUCUUCCUCACACACGCCUCCAGCGCUCGCUCGGAGCUCUUCAUCAACCUGAGGGAGGUCAGCUCACGGUUACGGUUGCCGGCCGGAGAAUACGUCAUCGUCCCGUCCACCUUCGAGCCGCACAAAGAGGCCGACUUUUGCCUCAGGGUUUUCUCGGAGAAGCCCGCCAACUCUGAGUGAGUAACCGAAGAAGACUUUGUGGGAAUGAGGCAGAGGUGGGGGCUGGACGACUCGACUCGAGACUCGACUUUGACUUGAGUCCCGUUUUUGACUUGCUUGAUGAAAUCAGGAAAUGACUUGGACUCGCUUGGGACUUGAUUGCUAAAGACUUGAGACUUGACUUGACUUGAGCCCAGCGACUUGAAAAGUCAAGUCAAGUCUUUUCAAGUCACUUAAUACCUUACAGCAAGCCCAAACCAACAAGGCGUUGAUAUGACUUGUUUCUGACUUGAAAGAAACGGUAAGGACUUGGUUGGUACUCGAAGCAAAAUUCCUAGGACUUGGUUGGGACUCGAAGCAAGAUUCCUAGGACUUGGUUGGGACUCGAAACAAAAGGUUCAGGACUUGGACUUGAGACUUGUCUGUGUUGACUUGGACUUGACUCGAGACUUGAGGGCAAAGGACUUGGACUUGCCUCGGACUUGAGAGCAAAGACUUGAGACUCGACUUGGACUUGCAACAUAGGGACUUUCCCCCACUUCUGGAAUGAGAAAUGAUGUACUGUUCUGGCUUUAAAUGGCUCAUUACGUUUUUUUUCCCAUGUAAUUACAAAUUUAGACGGAUAAGUAACAUGAAGUGUUUUCUUUGUCCGUUCAAGGGAGCUCGAUGAUGACAUUAAAGCAGAAAUUCCUAAAGAGGUAAGAGAGUAUUACACCCUGCACUUGAAUUGAGUCGCGAUGACCCAGGUGCAAAAGAAAACCUCUGAAAAGUCCAAUAUUUGUGUUUCAGACGGAGCUGGAUGAGAGUCAAAUCGAUGCAGGUUUCAAGAGUCUCUUCAGACAGCUGGCAGGACCGGUAUGCAAACUUUGCAGUGGGGCAGAGAUUGUACACACAGUCAUGUUCAAGUUCUCUUGUGUAACCUUUUGUACUUGUGCCGACAGGAUAUGGAGAUCAGUGUAACGGAGCUGCAGACCAUAUUGAACAGGAUCAUCAGCAAACGUCAGUAACAGCCGAUAACCUGUGGUUAAUCGUUUAUUAAAUUUGACGAUUUGUAAUCUGUUUUUCUCUCUCUGUCUCUCAUGCUCACAGAUAAAGACCUGAAGACAGACGGCUUCUCUAAAGAAGCGUGUCGCAGCAUGAUAAACGUCAUGGACGUAUCCUUUAAACAGAAUGAAAACCUCCUUUUUUUAUCAUCAAUUCAAGAUGAUGAAAUUUCAAAACUGUAUGAUCUGAUGAAUUCUGCCUUGGCGGUCGCACCUAUUGAUACGAACUGAUGUGAUAUGUUACAUUACAAUAAGACACAAUAAGAUAAGAUAAGAUGUAGUAAGACACACUAUAUGAUGUGAGAAGAUACAAUACAAUACGACAUGAUAUGAUACGACCCGAACCAACAUGAUACGAUUUGAUAAAAUCAGAUAAGCUAUGAUGAGAUACUACAUGUUGUGAAAAGAUAUGAUAGGAUACGAUACAAUACGACACAAUAUGAUACGAUUAAAUAUGUUACGAUAUGAUAUGAAAAAAUAAGAUAAGGUAUGAUGAGAUACUAUAUGAUAUAAUGUGACAAGAUAUGAUACCAUAUGACACAGUAUGAUACAAUAUGAUACAACAUGAUUUGAUAUGAUACGACAUGACAAGACGCAAUACAAUAUAAUAUGAUAAAUUUAGUUAAGGUAUGAAGAGGUACUAUAUGAUAAGGUUUAAAGGUAUGAUACCAUGAGACAAUACGAUGAGAUAAGACAAGGUGUGAAAAGAUAUGUAAGUACACAACACGAUACAAUAUGAUAAGGUAUGAUGUGAUACUGUACAAUAUGAUGUGAAAAGAUAUGUUACAAUACUAUAUAUGAUUCUGCAAUGCAAAAGGAUAUGAUGCGAUGGAAUACGUUAAAUACGGUGCGUUAAGAUACCAUCCAAUAGUCUUGAGUUAACGACCUGUAGCUAUGAUUAGGUUUUGUAAGCUCAACUUUUUGUAGCACCACGUCUAAAUUUGAGGUUUUAAAAUUGAGUCACUUCAGGGAAUUCAUGAGUCAUUUUUUAAAAACUUAUUUAGUAGCACUUUUCAAGGUUCCUCGAUACAGUUCGCCUCUUUCAUAUCAUUGAAUGAAUAUGUACUGUAGUUGUAAAUGAAGACGACACUGUUUGUGCUUUAACUGUUUGGCUCAGACUGACGGCAGCGGGAAGCUGGGCCUCACAGAGUUUCAUGUCCUCUGGGAGAAGAUUAAACGAUACCUGGUGAGUUUGAACACUGAUGAAUCGUCUGGAAAUCUGAUUCUGAUUCUGAAUCUAUUCUUCAUUUUUCUAACCUAUCGUCCUAUCUGCUAUCCUCUCCAUUUUUUCUCCUGCCUUCGCCACCAUGCCAGACCAUUUUCAGGCAGUUUGACUUGGACAAAUCGGGCACUAUGAGCUCCUAUGAGAUGAGGAUGGCUCUUGAAUCUGCAGGUACUGCUCCUUUACAUUUCAGUACACUGAACACUUAAUGACUCAGAAGCAUUGGUGACAUGUUUUUAAAUAGACAUCCAGCUCAGUUUGGGUAUAAUGCCUGUAAAAAGUCUGAUUUUUCUGUUUCAGGGUUCAAGCUCACCAACCAACUGUUCCAGCUGAUCAUUCUGCGAUACACAGAGGCCGACAUGUCUGUCGAUUUUGACAACUUUGUUACCUGCCUGGUCAGACUGGAGACCAUGUACAGUGAGUCCCAUUUCUGCACACCUUAAGUGUUGAUUUAGGAACAGUUUUCACACUUGACUUCUGGUCCAUCUACAGUUUGUGUUAUGCUAAGCUUGAUAAAUGACCAAACACAGCGAAUAUUAUCAGUUUUUUGGGUUGACUUCAUAAAGUUCCGGUCAUGUAAUACAUACAUAAUAAUGUGAUGCAAUCCAAAUAUCAGCAAGAUAUGAUGUUUCGUAAAGAAAAUUUCAAAGGUAGGGCACCGACAAGUCCUCAAGUAGAGUUCAAGGGGUUCAACUUCAGCUCAAGUUCUUGUCUUAUCAGGUAAAGCUCAGGAUUUCAGUGACCUUUAGUCUCUGUCUGAGAUGGUUAUAUCCAAUAUUCAAGAUCUUCUAGUCUGCCAAAAAGUUUUACACUUAUCUGGUUUCUUCCCAAAAAAAGCCAGCAGCAGCCUUUGAAAAUUUUAUACCCUAUAUUAACACAUUUAGACGCCAUGAGGCAGGGACACAGCUAGACCUUUUUGACUGGGGUGGCCAAACUUGGGCAGCGACUUUUUCAAGGGUGGUGUUAAGUCUGUGUGUUCCCUGACCCAUUCUGUCAAGCCAUCAACAUUUUGACUGUUUACAUUUAAUCAUUAUUCAGAUACUUAGAUAAUACGUAAUCAGUUAAAACAUGGCCCUAAAGGGAUAUUCCGGCAUGAAAUUAAUUUAGGGUCAAACACACUGAGUUAGACACCCCUUCUAGUGAUGAAUGUUGCCGACCGCUUGCUUCUCUAGUUACACCAACUUUAAUAACGACCGCACGAUAGCAAUACACACCGGUCUGAGGAUGCAUAAACAAACCUCAACCAAAACGCCACUCUAUAGCCACAAAUAAUGCUCAGAACAGCACCUAACUUCAUCAACAGUACAUAUAGGGUCCUAGCUAAAGCACUAGCCACCAAACAUCUUUUUCACAUUGUCUAAUUUCUUUCGCAAAGAGACUAAACCAUCUCACCCACUCUCUUCCAGCAGCCGCUUGUUUGUAGCAAGACCUUGCGCCAGUCCAUUACGGACUACAGUGGGGUGACGCAGCUCAAGGAAGAACAUUUAUGAUCAUUUCUUCAUGGAAAUGCAGUCAGACCGAGACACUAAGGCUGAAGAACUACUGCGUCUGCAGUAUAAAAUGAUUGAUAUGAUGAUUAUUACUUCAAGGAAAUGAUAAAGAAAUGAUCAUAAAUGUUCUUCCUUGAGCUGCGGCACCCGAGCAAUAUUCAUCUCUCUAGGGGGUGUCUAACUCAGUGUUACGGUGUGUUUGACCCUAAAUUAAUUUUACACAGGAAUAUCCCUUUAAUAGCUGAUUUAAAUAUAACCCUAACCCUAACCCAGUUGCCACACCCUGCCUCUGCCAUAAAGUACACUGUCAUUUGAACCUUUUUUAGGCUCAUCAGUGGAGUCAGUUUUAUGGAAACAAAACUGUAAAAUAAUAAUAAAUCUUAUUUGUUUUUCUGCAGAAACCUUUAAGACGAUGGACACAGAUAACGACAAUGUUAUAUCCCUCAACUUCUUUCAGGUAAGUCUGUUCUUUCUUUUUCUCAUUUUGUGUUGGAUAUUUAAAACUUUGUCUCUCGUCGAAGUUCCUUUUAUUUGACUUACCCUAAUUCACUUUUCUGUUUGUUUCACAGUGGAUUACGUUGACCAUGUUUGCCUAGAGCCGAGUGGACUCUUCACUAACUGUUGCACUGCGUCUUGCCGCAGCUCCAGGCCCCAGAAUGAGUCAUUUCAGAAGUGCCUUUUAUCCACCAGCUCGAUUUCUGAGGCCCUCGGAUACUAAAAGACUGUAAAUUCAUCUUUACAGUGCCUAUAUGGGAAACAUGUGCCAUCUUCUAUUUGUUGCCUGUAUGCUUUCGUCUCAUAGCCGGGCCGUGAACUCUGUGAUAGCGCUGACUGUUAGCUUGGCAGACUGUUUAAACCGUACAUACAUGUCUGGAUGGUAGCACUACUUUAGGAGCAUAAAUAAACAUGUUGGUUGAAUAUCAGUGUGUAGAGACAACAAAGCCUCAUAUCUUUGAACCAGUAUUUAGUUUGCUGGGUUGAGAAACAUCUAUCUUUAUAUGUUCCUUUCACAGCUACCAGGGAUGGGAACGGAAUAGAGCAAACUGAGAAAUAUUAUCUAUCCAUUUAUGAUUUUCUAGAUUUGCCCAACCACAAAACAGAACUUUUUGUCCACUUUUUGCCUUUAUCUACAUGUUUUUGACAUACUCAAAGCUGGAACCAUGUGUUGUCUUUGUUUACAUUGCGCUGAAAAUCAACCAAUAUGAUUAUUUUUGCCCCAAUUACUCAACGUGCGACUAAAAGUGAAAGUGGGAUCUUUGUGCCAUUGAAGCGGGUGAAUUUGGAGGUUUUAAGUCAAACCGUAGUUGUGAGUUUUAAUACUUUUUUUUAAAGUUUCUGUCAAUCAGUGAUAAUUAACAAUAAUGAUUACAUUAUUUUAAGUUGGUUUUCAAACAUACUUAAGUGUGGCAACAGCCAUCUAAAAAUUAAAAAGGACCUUUUGAAGUCAAAAGGACAAGUGGUUGGAAAUUUAAGUUGCCAAGUGUCAAUUUUAACUUCUCUACGCCCCAAUUUCAACAUCCACAAUAGUUUUUCUUUGGCCCAAGUAGCAAUGCUGCCAGCGUGGCAUUUUCUGUUUACAUCUUGUGCCAAAAUUAGCUUUCACCAGAGCAUCAAGGGUCCAAUCCUGAACUUUUUUCUGGGCCCUGCAGCGCUUACACAAUAGCGGCGUACUUAAUCAUAGGAGAAUGUGUUUUGUUAUAUGUCUCUCGAGCUUAUCCUGAUCAGCUUUACGAGUUUCAGACCUUGCUUAUCUUUAUGCAUGGCACUUUUUACUGACUGUUGUUGCAAAAUACGAAAAAAAAAAAAAAAAAUCCGUAACAUGCCUGGAACUGGAUGUUAUAACUGUUGUAAAAGAGUUGAGUCAGCCUCGUUUGGUAAGGGCAGUCAACAGUUACGCUGAAGGUUAAUAAUUGCAAGAUGUAUGGAUAUGUCGUGUGCAUGCUGUUUGACAUAAUUGUCUGCCUGCCUUAUUUCUGUGUAACAAGGGGAGCAAGCGUUUAAGUUGAGUUUCGUUCUUAAGUAAUGCCACUUAAAAAGUCUUGAAAGUGUUUAGGAUCUACAUGUGACAUGUUUUACCAAAAGAUAUUGUUUUGCCAACGUUUGUAUCCCCCUGUAUUUUUUUUUCUUUUUGUACACGGAGGAAUUAAAUUUGAAAUAUUAAAGAAAAGUGACAGCAGAACACUUGAAUUCAUGCCAGCAUUGUUAGCUUCACUUUUUGCAGUGUAAUGCUUAUGUAACAUUAACUGCUUUUACAUGAGUGGUUUUCAGAGUCCCUUUGGACCCAUUCAUCAUGAAGCGCAGUGUGUCUGUUCAACGUCAGCGCACACUGUAAAUAAACUGGGG